Messenger RNA from Camelina sativa (false flax), 476 nucleotides. NCBI's taxonomy places the organism in Eukaryota, Viridiplantae, Streptophyta, Magnoliopsida, Brassicales, Brassicaceae. The record is from RefSeq and is a predicted model, not a curated record.
UUUCAGGUGUUGAUUCUUGAUCUUUGCGGACGAGCUAUUACGGAUUACUCGAUAACCGAGUUCUUGAAACGUUCGCCUAAAGGGUUCCCUUCGUUGACUACGCUAUCUCUUCAAGGAGCAUUCUCUUUGACAGACUAUGCAUUAUUGACCUUUAUCGCGUCUUGUUCUCCUCUGCUUCAGUUUAUUAACCUCUCUCACUGCUCUCUUCUCACUUCCCGAGCUUUGAAGACUCUUGCGGAUAUCUUUAGAACCACUCUUAAAGGACUUAGUAUUGGAGGAUGCCAAGGGAUGAAACGGUGUAAAGAGUUCACUAACAGCCUGUAUAAGUUCCAGAAAUUGAACUAUCUCUCGGUUGCAGGACUCGAUUGUGUUAAUGAUGGUGUUCUUAGAGCCUUCUUUAUGUUCAGUUGCUCUAAUCUCACUGAUCUAUCUCUCGCUAAUUGCCAGUAAGUUACUCUUUUGUUGAGGCCUCGAAA